GCCGCGGAGGAGGCGGUGGCGGCGCACCGCGGAGCGGGCCGCGGGCUCGGCGUGAGGCGGCGCCGGCCGCGGCGGCGGGGCCGAGCGCAGCCCAGCCGAGCCCGGGAGGUGAAAGUCUUGGUCCCGGCUGAACUCGCUCCGGGGCCUGCGGGAGCAGUAUGGCCGCCAGCCUGUGGAUGGGGGACCUGGAGCCAUAUAUGGACGAAAACUUUGUUUCAAGAGCCUUUGCCACCAUGGGAGAGCUUGUUCUGAGCGUAAAAAUCAUUCGAAACAGGUUGACAGGAAUUCCAGCAGGCUAUUGCUUUGUAGAAUUUGCAGAUCUAGCUACUGCAGAGAAAUGUUUACACAAAAUCAAUGGGAAACCACUUCCUGGUGCGACACCGGCAAAGCGAUUUAAGUUGAAUUAUGCAACGUACGGGAAGCAGCCAGACAACAGCCCAGAAUAUUCUCUCUUCGUGGGAGACCUGACCCCUGAUGUGGAUGAUGGCAUGUUGUACGAAUUCUUUGUCAAAGUUUAUCCAUCCUGCAGAGGUGGAAAAGUUGUUUUGGACCAGGCAGGAGUAUCCAAAGGUUACGGGUUUGUGAAAUUCACAGAUGAACUGGAACAGAAAAGAGCCCUGACAGAGUGCCAGGGAGCUGUGGGCUUGGGCUCCAAGCCUGUGCGCUUGAGUGUGGCUAUACCCAAAGCCAAUCGUGUGAAGUCGCUGGAGUACAGCCAGCUGUACAGCUACAACUACAACCAGUACUACCAGCAGUACCACAGCUACUACGCGCAGUGGGGGUACGACCAGAACACCGGCAGCUACAGCUACAGCUACCCGCAGUACGGCUACACGCAGAGCACCAUGCAGACAUACGAAGAGGUUGGUGAGGAUGCACUGGAAGAUCCCACACCUCAGCUAGACGUCCACGAAGCAAAUAAACAGUUUAUGGAGCAGAGUGAAGAGCUCUAUGAUGCCUUGAUGGACUGUCAUUGGCAGCCUUUGGACACUGUCUCCUCAGAGAUCCCAGCUGUGCUAUAGCCUCAUGGCUGAGGCGCUGUGUCUGUCUGAGGAGCCUGCAGCGUGCUCCGGACUCUGCCGCUGCACCCAGAUCCUGCAGUGGUCAGGGGUGGCCCUUUGUCCACCCAGAUCUGGUACUCGAGGUACAAGGAGGGCUGUGGCCUUCCCUGUACGGAAUGAAUAUCAUAGGAGCAUCAUGGUAACCUUUAUUCAUGGUGAAAAACUAGAACUGCAACAGUUUUAGUCCCUUUGUCUUGAAAUGAACUCUUACUACUUGUUGGGAAUUGUAAUUUAUAAACUUCCAACCAGCUGGCACAGGGCAAAGACUCUGCUCCAACAUACAAUAAAGAAGUUGGUAUUUUCAGUAAAAUUACCCUUGGCAUUCUGGUUCCUGCCCAGUUUUCUGCUUUGCUGCCCAUUCACUGUCUUCAGUCCUUCAAUCCAACUCUCAUGAACGUCAGCUUCUAAGAAAAUCACUGUUGGAUGCCACUAAAGCGUCUCAAAAAGCUUUCUAAGUGACUGUGUGAGGUUGACCUGAGCCUGGGGAAGAGCCAUGUAGAUGGAAGCUGAUGUUCUCUUUAAGAUAAGCUGUGAUCAUGAUCUAGCAAGCUGAUAGCUCUGCGUUCUUCAGCAGUCUACCUGAAGAGCAUUUUGGAGAGUAAAGACAAAAAGGAGCAUUGUAAAACUGCUGCAGACUGAUGCCUUCUGCCUGGUGAUCUCCACCUGUGAGGAAAUAAUUCCCCAUCAGUUUAGAACACCUUUACCAGCAGCCUUGUUUCAAUGGCAUUAUCAUGCCUUUCUUCUCAUCAUGGGCACACACUGCUGCUUUUAACAUCUCAUUAGGAUGUUAAGAUUUCAUAGCAUCUUCCACUGUCCUGUCAGUGACUGUGGUGGAGCUGAAGAUGUGGCAGCAGAACCAGGACAGAGUGAUCUAGUUGAGAUAAUGGUGCAACAAAUUGCUGCUGCCCUGGCAGAGUUUCCUGUGGAUGGACAAGCAAUACACUUAAGCUGAUAUUAUGUUGUGUUAGAGGUGAAAGCAACAAUAAUAGCACUUCUGUACCUGUUCUGAGCCCUUCUCAGGCUUUUGUGCCUUAAACUCUUGGAGAAAUAGCAGAUAAAAACUACCUGUAACAAAUGUCUAUCCAAGGAGUAGUUUGGGAACUGAAGCUGCUGCUGCUAAGCAUUUGCUUGCCUCCCUGCCCAUGCAGAUGCGGACAUUUGCCACAAGAUUGAAAUUCUUUCAUAAAGCCUUCUGCUACACCUUUGUGUCCCUAAUUACAGCCUCUGACAGUCUGUGGUGUUCCACCAACUGCAACAGGAAGCGCUCCAUCAGCCUGAGGGGAGUGGUGGCAUAUCCUGGACUUAGUGUUGGCUCUGUGUGGUCUAGAGCACAGCUCUGAUGAGGAGGGGCUGAGGAAACUGGGCUUUUUCCAGCCUGGAGAAGAGGAGGCUGAGGAGAGAUCUUCUGUCUCUCUACAACUCCCUGAAAAGAGGCUGGAGCCAGGUUGGAGUGAGGUCUCUUCUCCCAAGGAACAAAUGAUAGGAUAAGAAGAAACAGCCCCAAGUUGCCGCAGGGAAGGUUUAGGUUGAACACAAAGAACAAUUUCUUCCUCCAAAGGGUUGUCAAGCCCUAGUCCAGGUUGCCCAGGGCAGUGGUGGAAUCCCCAUUCCCUAUAGGGGUUUCAAAGCCAUGGAAAGGUGGUACUGAGGGCCAUUCUUGGGUGGUGCCCUGGCAGUGCUGGGUUAAGUGUUGGAUUUGGUGGUCUUGGAGGUCUUUUCCAACCCUAAGGAUUCUGUGAGACUGUUCUCUGGUUCUGUGAUUUCUGAAUGAGUGGAUCUAGGGGACUGCUGGGCCUCUGCAUUCCUGUCUGUGAUUUUCUCCCUCCUGCUGUGCACCUGUCUGUGCUGUGGGCUGGUAGCAGUCUCCUAACCCUCAGUUGCUCUGAAUUUAAGGAAAUGAGAGCCUUGAGCCCUUAGUGGGGAGGAAUUUAGAAUACACACAUAGAAUACAUAGAAUAAACCAGGUUGGAAGAGACCUCCAAGAUCAUCGCGUCCAACC
This is a messenger RNA of Dryobates pubescens (Downy woodpecker), 3060 nucleotides long. It is a transcript of the gene TRNAU1AP, whose product is annotated as tRNA selenocysteine 1 associated protein 1. The record is from RefSeq and is a predicted model, not a curated record. Gene Ontology annotation, molecular function: tRNA binding. Gene Ontology annotation, cellular component: nucleus. NCBI's taxonomy places the organism in Eukaryota, Metazoa, Chordata, Aves, Piciformes, Picidae. Gene Ontology annotation, biological process: selenocysteine incorporation. The coding region runs from base 159 to 1022 and encodes 287 amino acids. The transcript is spliced from 9 exons.